Molecule: messenger RNA, 4347 nt
Organism: Drosophila gunungcola (fruit fly)
Lineage: Eukaryota; Metazoa; Arthropoda; Insecta; Diptera; Drosophilidae
Gene: klu
Product: zinc finger protein 37
Exons: 3
Coding region: 1050-3566 (838 amino acids)
Biological process (GO): regulation of transcription by RNA polymerase II
Cellular component (GO): nucleus
Molecular function (GO): RNA polymerase II cis-regulatory region sequence-specific DNA binding; DNA-binding transcription factor activity, RNA polymerase II-specific
Source: RefSeq, a predicted model, not a curated record
GUGUCGGUUCAGGUUCAUCGACGCUCCGCUCCGCACGCGUUGCCUCGAAUUCUUCAGUGCUGAAAAGCAAGACGCGUCUUUUUCGGCCCAAAAUCGAAUUGAAUCCUCGCAGUGCGUUCGCAGACUCCCCCUCCUCGCACGCUCGCACUCUCUCUCUCCUCUCCUCUCCUUGCCCCACUCUCUCUCUCUCUCUCCCCGAAGAGAGUUUCAGUGGUUGGUCUUCGAUUUGGUGGCUCGGUUCGCUGCUGCCGAAGCUCUGCCGACGCCGACGACGACGCCACGUCGGGAAAACCAACCUCUUGCAGUGAAAAUCUUUUCGUACGUUUUCGUUAUUUGUUAUUCGCACGUUGACGCGACGAGACCGCGAAACACGACAAACUGCAACAGCAACUGCAACAGCAAUUGCAAUUGCAACUGUAUCGGCAACAGCAACAGCAACAGCAAUAAUGAUCGCGCGUGCAACAGCAACACAUUAAGUGGCAAGCUUUUCAAAUUCUUCAAGUAUAUAUACAACCCAAAAAUCCAAAACUAAUCUUGCCAAAAUCAGUUUAAGCCCAAGUGAAAAGUGUGUGUCUUACAACCUAUUAAGUAAUAUAAAUCAAUUAAAGCCGAGCAAAACAACACACAAUAAGCCAAACACGCGAACGCAGCAUAAGCACAAAUAAUAGAUAGAAAAAAAAGUGUGAUAUUUUGAUAUUAGCAAUUAGAGUUUACACAACGCAGCCUAAAAAAUAUUUGUUAAAUGUGUGUUUGCCCCCCGCCAGGCAAAAGCUAAAAAUUGGAUAAUGCUUGGAUAAUUCCCCUCCUACGGAAAACCAUAAACAAAAAAAAAAAAGACUAUGCCAGAUCUGCAGCGAUUGGACUUGGCCACCAUCUAAAUCAAAGAGGCCACUCGGUCUCGUCAGUUAGCCCGCAAGAAUCCCCGGCCACGCAGGCUGGAAUACUUUGGGCGGAAUCUGUCAAGGUCACCGCAAACCGACACCCCAUCCCAGCCAGAAGCCUCCCAUCCGCAGGAGACGCCGCCGCUGAAGCCGCAAAAAGUUGACCUCAUGACGAUGGCAGAAGGCACCGACCCCAUGGGGCAUGGUCACCACACGAAUCCGCACAAUCCGCCGCCCCAGCCGCCGCAGCACCAUCCGCACCACCUGCCCCUGCCCCACCCGCCGCCGGCACCGCCCCCACAGCUCCUCAACUUCAAUCACCACCAGCAGCAGUAUCUUCCGCACAUGUAUCCUGCGCCCGCGGCAGCGUCCCAAUCUCACUCCCACUACGGCGGCAUGCAGUAUCCGCAUCCACACCCCCUGCAGCAGCAUCAUCACCAGCAGCAGCAGCAGCAGCAGCAUCAUCAGCACCACCACCACUCUCAUCAUCAUCCGCAACAGCACCACUUGCCACUGGCCCUGAGCCUCCAUCAACAGGCGGCGGCUGCGGCGGCGGUGGCUGCAGCGGUGGCCACCAACAACCACGCCAACAACAACAACAACCAGGCCAGUGUGGCCAACAACAACAUAGUGGUUCCAUGGAAGCAGCGCAAGCGCAAGAGACUCUCGGCGGUGCUGGACAAGCUGCACCACCAUAACAACAACAAUAACAACGAAACGCACUCCAAUGGUCUGGCCUGCAAGGCGGAGCCCAUGGAAAUGGAGGAGGACUUGGCCGAAGAUGCCGAGCAGGAUGAGGAGGAGCAUGACGAGUCCAUACCCGACGAGGAGGACCUCGAGGAUCCAGAGGAGGAGGCCUCUCCUGGCAAGUACAUCAAGAGCGAGCAGCCUGUCAGCGAGGACGAGGAGAACGAACCGGAAAUGGACAACGAGAUGGAGAACGAGAACGAGGACAUUUCCGGCGAGGAUCUGGAGCUGUCGCACAGCGAUGAUAACGAUCAGGAUAGCCCCAGGAUCAGCAUGAGUCCGCUGCAACUGCAGGCCGCCCAGAGCCAUCUGCCCCAGGAUCAGAGUCAGCCGCUCAACAAGGAGAAUCCGCUGCAUGUGGACAUCAAGACUGAGAUCCCCAACCCCUACGAUAGGUACUUCCCGAUACCGUCGCCGCUCUUUGGCUACUACCUGCACACCAAGUAUCUGAACGAGGUGUUCCGUCGGCGUCACGAUCUCUAUCCCUCGCCCCUGCAGCACACCCCAUCCUCGAUAGCCUCCGAGACGGAGACCUCGCCCACAUCCCAGGAACGCAAGAGCAACUGCAACCCGAACUCCGUGUCCAAUCAUAUGUUGCCCCAUGCCCUGCUGGCCAAUAACUCGCCGCCGCCAUCGCUGCCCUCGCCGCCGCGCAGCGAAUCCUCGGUGACGAACAAUGUGGCCACCACCACCAAUACCACGAGCACCACCAAGAAGCGCACCAGUCCCAAGCCCAGGGGCAAGAAGGGCGAGAAGAAGCCCAUGCCGCCGCCGCAGGAGCGUCCCCUGGAUCUGUGCAUGCGCAGCGAGCUGGAGCCCAAGAAGUACAAAAGGUCCGGCUCAAAAUCCUCGCAAGAAUCGCGCUCGACGGCCAUGAUGCCGCCACCGCCGGCCCUGAGUGCGGCCAGUAGCAUGGAGAGCAUGAGUGCCCUGUCGCCGGCAUCGAGCAGCCACUCGGGCCACAUGCCCAUCACCACCGCGGCCACGCCCAACCACCAGCCACCGCCCAAUUCGCCGUACGCCAAUGCCAUGAACGCUGCCCAUGCAGCGGCUGCGGCGGCGGCGGCAGCGAUGAUCAAAAUGGAGAUGCCAUUGCAUCCGCUGCAUCACCAGCAGAUGCACCACUCGCAAGUGCCCACCACCACGGUGGGUGUGCCGGUGAUCAAGGGCGACGUGGCCUCGCCCACCACCAAGGAGACUGUGGCCUGGCGGUACAACCUGGACGUUUCGCCCGUGGUCGAGGAGAUGCCGCCGGGCUCGGAUGUGGCCUACGUGUGCCCCACCUGCGGACAGAUGUUCUCGCUGCACGAUCGCCUGGCCAAGCACAUGGCCUCGCGCCACAAGUCGCGCAAUCCCGCCAAUGACAUUGCCAAAGCCUACUCCUGCGACGUCUGCCGGCGAUCCUUUGCCCGCUCCGACAUGCUCACCCGCCACAUGCGUCUGCACACGGGCGUCAAGCCGUACACGUGCAAGGUGUGCGGCCAGGUGUUCUCCCGCUCGGACCACCUGUCCACCCACCAGCGGACCCACACCGGCGAGAAGCCCUACAAGUGUCCGCAGUGUCCGUAUGCCGCCUGUCGCCGCGACAUGAUCACCCGGCACAUGCGCACCCACACGCGGUACGACUCCAGGGCCGGAUCGCGUGAAGGCAGGGAGGGACGCGAGGGUCGCGAGGGCCGCGAGGGCAGGGACAGCCAGAGCCGCGAGUCCCGCCGCAGUGGCGAGCGAAUGGAGGAGCCCAAGUCGCCCGGCUCUGCGCAUCCGCUGCUCGACAUGAAGAUGAACAUGAACAUGGGCAUGGGCAUGGGCAUGGGUCUCAACAUGGGUCUGCCCAUGAACCCGAUGAGCCUGCUGCAGGAGGAGCUGCUGCAGAAGUCGCAGCCGGGGCUGACCCUUGGAGGACCCAUGCCGCUGGUGGUCAAGACGGAGAGUGCCUAACGCUAUCGCUAUCUAUAUGCAGCAGCAUCCAGGCGAUUCAUGACCUGUUAGUGGGCAUCGUAUUUAAUAGACGGGCCCAGCUUAGUGCUACAGAAAAAUCGAAAAAAAAAAAAAGAAUUCUACAACAAACAAAUCAUAUUAACUAGAGCAGUUUGUACUUGUACCGGAAAUCUCUGCGAAGACUGAGGAACCUUAAUACUACCUACAGUUUAACUAGGCUAAAGAAGCAUCAACUAAUUUUGUAAAAGCGAGUUAGAGGGCAGCACUCAAGACCACCCAACGUAUUAGCACUUAAACUAGUUCUAGUUGCUAGAUCCUUUCGCGUUAAAUGAACCCCCAGGAGUUUAGAUAGCCGGGAUCUUCGAUACAGCUAGCAAUUCCAUGUUCCACACUUAGGCUAUACUAUACACAUAUUUAGAUAUAGAUAACGACAUAGGCAUAGGCAUAGGCAUAGAUAUAGGCGGUCAGAUCCAACCGAUGGUCUGAUCUCUCAGCAUUUUGAGCAACGUUGAAAUUAUUAAGCUAGACUCGCUACAUAGGCUAAUAGGCUUGUCACAUCGGCAGACGGCAUUAGUUUCGUACGCCUACUUUUAAUUAACUCUUAAUUUAUUUGUAACAUUACUCAGCAGCAUGUAAACUUAUACCACAACAAUUUGUAUUAAUUUAAUUUUACUCUAUUUAAUUUAAUUUUAUUUAAUUUAAUUGUAGCCUACAUAAAGACACAAACAAAAGACAAAGAAUUCUCCCUAGGGCUCAAACAAAAAAAAAAAAAAAACAAACA